AUGAACCCCUACGCAAAUGAGAUAUUCCCUUUCCACCCCUGGACUGUUCCAGAGCUUCCCCGAUUGCCAAGUUAUUACACUUUAGUAAGUUUCGAUACCUCCGUUCUUACCAACAUCAUAGCUGAUGCCCUCAAGAAGCCUCAAGUCGAAGACAUCCUAUUUCAACCUGGUCCACGAGUUGGACCUCAGGUGUCGGGGCCGGAUUCCAUUCUGAUGGAUCCGCCAUUCCAGUUCCAGCCUCAGGAAGGGCCCGUUUUUGAUCCUUCAAUCUGUCUGCCCUCAGAAUCUUUUGGAAUGAACGACUUCCAGUUCUCACUUCCGGAGGACUUCAAGCCGAAUAUUCCAUGGGAUAACCCCGGGCAGGUCGAUGAAACUGAAUGUGUUGUCAGCCCCUACAAACUCCGGAGAAGUCUUCUGAAGCUGGACUUGGAAUUGUUAGACGAUCUAGACUUUCUUGACUCUGGCUCUAUGUCCCUCAAAUAUCCGUCUCCGAAGGAGGGCCUCAACCCUGGUAUUGGCAGGCUUGAUAUCCCCAUCCACCGGGCCUUGAGACAUUCCACACAAUUUUUAGAAUUGAUUCAGUCUGAGAGUGCUGUAUUUGAUUACGGGUUCGGGCAUUCAGCAAUGCGGACCCAUCAGCAGUACUCUCCAGCUGAAUCGCAAAACGAAGUCGUGGAAGACAGGUCGACCAUCACAUCAUCGGUCGACUCGGGCUAUUUGUCCAUUAACGACGCGAAGGCCAUCCCGUCUUCUAAAUAUGACCUGUCGACCUCAUUGACUAUGUUGUCAACAUACUGCCAUCUCAUCAGUGUCUACCGCGCCAUUUUCGGCGAAAUUUACCAACUAUUCUUGAUAGUACCACCAACUGAAGCCGGCUCCUUUUUUACGAUGCCUACGUUGAACUUCGGGAAUUUUCAAAUUGAUGGCAGUCUGGGUUCCCAGAUGCAAGUCCUCAUUGAGCUCAGUUCAAGUCUAAUAGAGAAGAUCGAACAUGCGCUUGGGAUGUCGGCACUUCAAAAUUCCGGCAGUCGGAGUGGAAUGAGCCCUUCCUCUCCAGUUUAUAGCCCCUUGGCCUCUGUACGUGAACACAUGAUGACACCGGAGAGUAUCAAUUGCGGGACCAUGCUCAGGGAUACUAUGAGCUGCCUACAGCAACUGGUGAAAGAUUCAUCAAAUGUUUGA
Molecule: messenger RNA, 1182 nt
Organism: Penicillium chermesinum
Lineage: Eukaryota; Fungi; Ascomycota; Eurotiomycetes; Eurotiales; Aspergillaceae
Gene: fmpR
Product: Zn(II)2Cys6 domain-containing transcription factor fsqA
Exons: 1
Coding region: 1-1182 (393 amino acids)
Source: RefSeq, a predicted model, not a curated record